Molecule: messenger RNA, 1134 nt
Organism: Emiliania huxleyi CCMP1516
Lineage: Eukaryota; Haptophyta; Isochrysidales; Noelaerhabdaceae
Exons: 6
Coding region: 229-939 (236 amino acids)
Source: RefSeq, a predicted model, not a curated record
GUGUUUCGACACCCGCCCAUCCCGUGGCACCGGCUGCGCGACUUCCAGACCGUCUCGCUCCGGCUGCUCAUCGAGCGUCUGCUCACGGCUUGGCGCGUGCCUGGCGCCGACCGCGCCAUCUUCAUUCCGAGCGACCGGCUCCUCCGGCCGACGCCGCGCCUCGUCACCAAGCGGCCGUACCACUUUUACCACUCGCCGCACAACCCGGGCGUCGAGCUGAUCGUCGACAUGCUCGAGCAGGCGGCGCCGCGCCGCGCCGCACCCCUCGGCCUGCAGCUCCGGCGGACGAGCAUGAGCGGGCUACCGUUGAGCGUCCUGCGCUCGACUGACGCGCUCGAUCACGCCAGCCCCGCCAGCGUGGUCUGCUUUCUCGUCUACCUCCACGCCGAGACCUUCUCGCCCGGAGAUCGGGCCACCAGCCUGACGCGCGAGCUACAGGCCGCGCUGCACGACGGCGUCCCGCUGCUGCUCGUCCACGAGCGGAGGAGGGCGCACGGCGCGGCCACCUUCAACGAGAUUGCGGAGGCUACGCCACCCGCCCUCAAGGCGUCAGGCGUCUACCGGCGCAUCGCCACGCCGGUCUUUGAUGAGCCGCACGCCGCCGUCUCGGCGCGGCUCCUCCUCGACCAGCUCGAGCAGCUCGCGAGCCGGAGCAGCACCGGCUCCCUCCUUCGCAGGCUGAGCGGGCACCUUGGCAGCAGCCUCAUGUCGAGCCUCGGCAACUCGAUCGCCUCGUCGGACGGCUCGAAGAGCGGCGGCGACGACGCCCACCCCCCGCCGCACGGAGGCGCCGCCACGAGCCCCGCCCGACGCAGGAAGCUGCCACCGCGGACCGAGCCGGCACAGCGCCAGUCGUGCCCAGCCGGCCCGGCGAGGGCAGCACCGCGCCGCCAGUCGUGCCCAGACAGCGGAGGGAGGCAAGACGUCGAGGUGGUGUGACUGUGAAGGGGAGGGCGGGAGAUCAGAUAUAUACGUGAUACGUGGACUGGAGGUGCGGUGUACUAGUGGCGCAUGCAAUCCCUUUAAGUACGUAUCUUUUAGCUUACUGGGACUGUUACUGGGAGCGCUAGAAGGGAGAGAGGGGGUUGUGUGUUCUCUUUACGGCUUGGCCCAUAUACAGUACAGUUUUUAACC